CAGCUCAUGAAAUGCUAUUUAAUCCCAAGCAGACAUGUGAUUUUUCCAUGGGAGACAUGGCAACUUAUCUUCAAUGUUUUUGGGGCCUAUUUCUCUCACUCUCUCUUUAUUUUAUUCAAUCAGAAUCCACAUCUCAUGUUUAUGUUGUCUAUUUAGGACGAAGCCAAUUUCACGAUCCUUUGGUCACUUCAAAGUCUCACAUUCAACUCCUUUCUAAUGUGUUUUCCAGUGAAGAAGAAGCUAAGCAAUCCAUGCUCUAUAGCUACAAGCAUGGUUUCUCUGGUUUUUCGGCAAAGCUCAACUCAACCCAAGCAACUACCUUAGCCAAUACGAAAGGAGUGAUAUCAGUUUUUAGAAGCAAGGUACUAAAGUUGCACACAACAAGAAGCUGGGACUUCUUAGGCCUUACCUUGUAUAGCGGUGAAGUAACUCCGUUGCAAUUGACCUACGGUGAUGAUGUUGUAGUUGGGGUCUUUGAUACAGGUAUAUGGCCCGAGUCUGAGAGUUUCAAGGAAGAGCAAGGCCUGGGGCCAAUUCCAUCUUCUUGGAAGGGAAAAUGUGUUAAAGGGGAAGAUUUUGAACCAAAAAUGGACUGCAACCGGAAGUUAAUUGGUGCACGUUACUACCUCCAAGGCUUCGAACAAGAAUUUGGGUCAUUAAAUACAAGUGGCAACCCAGAAUAUCGAUCAGCUCGAGACUUUCUUGGUCAUGGGACACACACAGCUUCAACAGCAGUAGGAUCCAUGGUGAAGAAUGCAAGCUUCCUUGAUUUUGCACUGGGAACUGCUAGGGGUGGAGCUCCAAGGGCUAGGUUAGCAGUGUACAAGGUAUGUUGGGGCAAAAAUCUUGAUGGGAAUUGUGCAGAAGCUGACAUUCUUGCUGCUUUUGAUGACGCUUUACAUGAUGGGGUUAAUAUAAUCUCGGCCUCGUUUGGUUCCGACCCUCCAUUGACUCCAUUCUUUUCAUCAAGUGCUGAUAUUGGUUCAUUUCAUGCAAUGCAACUGGGUGUAAGUUCAGUGUUCUCAGCUGGAAAUGCUGGCCCUGAUCCAUCUCUGGUGGGAAAUGUCGCACCAUGGACAAUAUCAGUUGCUGCUUCCUCUAUUGAUCGCGUAUUUCCAACUGAGAUAGUUAUUGACAGUAACUUCUCUGUCAUGGGGGAAAGCUUAAUUACAAAUGAGAUUAACGGAAGAUUGGUGAGCGCAUUCUCCUAUUUUGCUGAUGGGGCUUGCUUGAUGGAGAAUUGGAACAAAAGAGUAGCUAAAAGGAAGAUUAUUCUAUGCUUCUCCAACAGAGGCCCAGUGCCAUCAGCUGGAAUUGCACAAGCAGCAGUCUUGGCGGCUAGUGGAUCGGGACUGAUCUUCGUUGAACCUCCCACCAUGCAAAUUGCUGAUGUUGAUAUCAUCCCCACAGUGCGUGUCGAUGUUGGUCAAGGGAAUAAAAUUCAAAUCUAUAUUGCUCAAUCUUCUCAGAAUCCUGUGGUGAAGAUAUUGCCGAGUAAAACAGCUAUUGGAAAGUCACCAGCACCUGUUGUAGCAUCCUUCUCUUCUAGAGGCCCGAGUCCAAUUUCUCCUGACAUCCUCAAGCCAGAUGUAACUGCUCCAGGAGUUACCAUAUUGGCAGCAUGGCCCGCCAAGACUUCUCCAACAUUGUUACCAUUUGAUGAUCGCCGUGUGAAUUGGAACUUUCAAUCAGGAACAUCAAUGUCAUGCCCUCAUGUGUCUGGAGUAGUCGCACUUCUCAAAUCAGCUCACCCUGAUUGGUCUCCCGCAGCCAUUAGAUCUGCUGUAAUGACCACAGCAUAUACAAGGGACAACACAUUUGACAGCAUCCUAGCUGGAGGAUCAAGGAAAGUUUCCGACCCCUUUGACAUUGGUGCUGGCCACAUACACCCUUCCAAAGCAAUGGAUCCGGGCCUAGUUUAUGACAUGAAAACCAGAGACUACAUUAUCUUCCUCUGCAACAUUGGCUACAACAAAAAUCAAAUAAACAUGUUGGUUCUUCCAUCUACUGGGACUGACACAAGCUGCUCUCAUGUACACCAAACAAACUCCAACAUAAACUACCCUUCAAUCACAGUUUCCAAUCUCCAAUCCACAAUGACCAUUAAGAGAACUGUUAGAAAUGUGGGUAGAAAAACAACUGCUAUAUACUUUGUUAGCAUUGUGAAGCCUCAUGGAGUGGAAGUGCUAAUCUGGCCUAGGAUUUUAAUCUUCUCAUGCUUCAAGGAGGAACUCUCUUAUUUUGUGACACUUAAACCACUCAAGAAAUCUCAAGGGAGAUAUGAUUUUGGAGAGAUAGUGUGGUCUGAUGGAUUCCACAAAGUUAGGAGUCCGUUGGUUGUGUUAGUGAACAACAGCAAUGAUGAUGAUGAUGAUGAUGAUGAUCCUAGUGUUUUUGCAUCUAAUAUCACUGCAGCUAGCAGCAGUAUUUAGGGUCCCUUGAGACCCUAGCUGCUCUUACGCGUAUCUUUUUAUGAUUGAAGAUUGGGGAUUUUCAUGUCUUAUUGAUAUGUAUGUACUGUACCAUUAAUCAUCACGUUAGGCUUCUGCCUAGGUGACUGGUUUUCCUUUCAUUAUUGAAUAAAAUCCUUGUGCCCUUUCUUUUCCU
Molecule: messenger RNA, 2607 nt
Organism: Populus trichocarpa (black cottonwood)
Lineage: Eukaryota; Viridiplantae; Streptophyta; Magnoliopsida; Malpighiales; Salicaceae
Product: subtilisin-like protease SBT3.18
Exons: 10
Coding region: 12-2432 (806 amino acids)
Biological process (GO): proteolysis
Molecular function (GO): serine-type endopeptidase activity
Source: RefSeq, a predicted model, not a curated record